Teleopsis dalmanni is the source of this 1495-nucleotide messenger RNA. It is a transcript of the gene Dlish, whose product is annotated as SH3 domain-containing protein Dlish. The record is from RefSeq and is a predicted model, not a curated record. NCBI's taxonomy places the organism in Eukaryota, Metazoa, Arthropoda, Insecta, Diptera, Diopsidae. Gene Ontology annotation, molecular function: protein binding. The transcript is spliced from 3 exons. Bases 190 to 1347 code for a protein of 385 amino acids.
CGUUAGGAGGCGCUCAAGUCGCUGUGAAAAAAUUCCAAACAUUCAAUGAGCCAACAAAGAUACUGAAACACAUAAAUAAUCGAAGGCGUUUUAAUAGUCAAAAUAGUUAUACAAAAAUGUCCAAAUUGAUUUUAUAAAAUUAAUUUUUUAAUUUUUUUAAACAAAAGAACAUAAAUAAAAAGAAAGAGAAUGGCUUUCUUAUGUCCUGUGCGUAUGCGACGCGAUAAAAAGAAGGUUGAGCGAGACUUGCCAGUACCUGUUGGCAUGGGUCGCAUAACUGGUUCGUCAAGCAUCGAAACACUUGUACGCGUAGGUAUAGAAAAGGAACAUGGGCUCAGUCCAGACUCUAAAAUGGUUGUGCUCCACGACUUUACACCUUGUGUAGACGACGAACUCGAAGUGAAACGUGGUCAAAUUGUAAAUCUCCUGUACCGUGAAAAUGAUUGGGUGUAUGUCAUAGGACAGGAAACACGUCAAGAAGGCUUUAUACCAUACUCGUACUGCGCACCAGCUCAUACACAGUUAGCUGAUCUAGCUGUAAAAAAAAAAUUACCACGAGAACAAAAUGUCAACAUAGAUCAUGGUGAGAACAUACCAUUGUUAAGUGCGGAAUCAAAAUUGGAAUUGUUGGAAGAUAGUGGGCCAACACUAAAAAAUAAUGAAACACUCAUCUUGGAACCAGAGUGUACACCAUUUCAUAAAGAAGCAAGCGGACGAUAUAUUGUUUUAUAUACAUUCAUAGCACGCGAUGAGAAUGAUUUAUCCGUGGAACGAGGCGAAUUUGUCACUGUGCUAAAUCGUGAUGACACUGAUUGGUUCUGGAUUGUGCGCAGUGACGGUGAAGAAGGUUUUAUUCCUGCAGCAUUUGUUUAUCCGGCAGAUAGUGUUUUACAGGUACAGCAAAAUAUGGUAAUGCAGGAAAAUGCACAUCAUAACACAAAGUUAAACACGGAACACAAUAAGCAUAAUUCAAAUGUGGUGGUCACCAAUAACAUCCAUGGAGGACAUGCUCAGAUUUUGAAAAACACAAAUAACCCACUAGAUCCUACAAAUGGAUUAAGCAGUUUACAACAACAACUUAUACAACAAAAUCAGACUAAUCAUCAGCAUCAGCCACAAAUUGGUAUUGGUACAGAUGAUCUACGCUAUGGCACAGAGCUCGUUAUGCUAUACGACUAUAAGGCACAAGCACCUGAUGAUUUAAGCGUGCGCCGCGGUGAUUGGAUAUAUGCGGACUUAAGUAAUCAAACUGUAGACGGUUGGUUAUGGGCAUAUGCACCGAAAAUAAGAAAAUAUGGCUUUAUACCUAAGGCUUAUGCACGUCCUCCAGCAAUGACAAGCCUUUAAAUAUUGCGCAGUCUUUUAGCGGGAUGUUGACUAAACUUCUUGAAUAUGUAUUGUGUUAUGCUCUUACAGUUACUCUUAAUACUUAAUUCGUAAUUAGAUUGUAUGUUGAUUAAAUUUAUGAAAACUCAAAUUUGAAGACAAAAAUUAG